UUAAUAUAAGUAGUGUUUCGUUUGUACUUUGAUUUAAAGAUCAAGCUCUUUUCUGCAUUAGGAAUGGACCAGCGCAGAUCCCGUAGUCCGCUUACCAACUCCCACCACCACUACCCAUCACACAGACGGGAAGGAGAUAACAGAAGAAUAAACCACCGUGACAAUGCACAUUUCAGACACACAAAUCACCACAGGCACCAGAUGGGCGCAACUCCAGAUCAAACCCCGCUCCGGUCCAAGACUUUAAGCACAAAGAAGGAACACUAUGAGAGAGACUUUCCAUUGUACAAGCAGCCAGUGGAAGUGGGGUGUUUCUCCCUGGACUCUCAGCGUAGGUUUUUCAAUGACAACAGGCAGAUGAGAUACUAUGUGGAACCUGACAGAAAUCCCAAUUUUGAUCUAAGGGAUGGUUACAGGGAGCGUUAUGUAAAGAGGGAUGAAAAUGUGAAGGAGAAGCUGGACCAUAUCCUGCGGUGGAUAGUAGCCAAUAAGUCAAAGCUGAAAAAAACCUCAUGCCCUUUAGACUUCGACUUUGUGACCUGGAGGGGCCACCUGACCAAGCUGCUCACUACGCCGUACGAGACGAAAGAGGGCUGGAUGCUGGCUGUGACCCGAUUUAACGGCACACUCUACAUCAGUGAGGUGGAAACCGAAGCUGCUCGCAGAGAACGCCUGAACCGCCCAGAGUGGAACAAAGAGAUGAUGUACUGGGGAUACAAGUUUGAGCAGUACAUGUGUGCAGAUAACCCAAAGAGCGCGCCUGACCCCGGCGGAGUGGUCAACACCAAUGAAGCUUUCUGCACCGUGGUCCAAACACGGCUCACCGAUCACAAACUUCUGUUCUCUGGAGAGGUGGAUUGUCGAGUCAGAGAUCCUGAUGCUCCAGCUGCUCCUGCUUGUUACGUGGAGCUGAAGACCUCUGCAGAGAUCUGCACUCCUAAACAGCAAAGCAACUUCCACAGGUUUAAGCUAUUAAAAUGGUGGGCUCAGUCUUUUCUCCCUGGAGUCCCACGGGUGGUUGCAGGCUUCAGGGAUCAGGAUGGGAUCGUAGUUUCCGUGGAGACUUUCCAAAUCUCCAAGAUUUCCCAGCUCAUCAAGAAUGAAUAUAACUGCUGGAAGCCAACAGUGUGCAUGAACUUCUGCUGUGAUUUCCUGUCUUUUCUAAAGCGGGAAGUGACAGAGGACAGUCCUCGCAUCGUGUACCUGUUUUCCUGGGAGCCGCACAAAGAUGUGACCUAUUCAGUCCACCGGGACUCUCCGUUUUCCUUCCUGCCUGACUGGUACAUUAAGGAAAUGACUGAAUCUACAUAGUAUCACCAUCAGCACUAACGGCACUCACAGUCAUCCUCAUCCAGGGUUCCUGCAUUCUGGGAAAUUAUUGAAUUAAAUUAUUUCCUAGAGAUAGACGUUGGCCGGCUGUUGCUUUUCUUUCUUUAUCUAAUAUUGCAGGUUUUAUCUUGUAUCAGUAUCGGCCGAUACGAGCUUGCAUUUGCUGAUUUAUUCAUGUAUUAAGCAGCCAUGCCUUAAGAUCAUGUUUAGUGCAUGUAUUGCCCUUUCCUUCCAUUUGCUAUUCGUGUUAAUGAUCUGUUUGAGUUGCUAAUAAUACUGUGGCUGAAGCAAUAGUUUAUGAAUGCCUGCCUUCAUACAACAGAAUUAAGCUACGCUUCACCUAACAAUAAAAAACUGAGUAAUACAGGAAAAUAUACUUCACUUACAUUGAUAGUUUUCAAAUAUGAUGUUGUGGACUGCUUUUUUAAAACUAGGAUAUGAUGUAAAUAACUCUAAAAUAACAGUGUUCCACAUUCUAACUCCAGCAAAUGAAAUAUGUCUCAUUUGGAUUUCCUUUUUAACUUUCUGUAAAGUAAAUUU
Messenger RNA from Cyprinodon variegatus (sheepshead minnow), 1869 nucleotides. RefSeq names its product decapping exoribonuclease (gene dxo). The transcript has 7 exons. Bases 64 to 1311 code for a protein of 415 amino acids. NCBI's taxonomy places the organism in Eukaryota, Metazoa, Chordata, Actinopteri, Cyprinodontiformes, Cyprinodontidae. Gene Ontology annotation, biological process: nuclear-transcribed mRNA catabolic process; NAD-cap decapping. Gene Ontology annotation, molecular function: mRNA 5'-diphosphatase activity. Gene Ontology annotation, cellular component: nucleus; cytosol. The record is from RefSeq and is a predicted model, not a curated record.